This is a messenger RNA of Fibroporia radiculosa, 795 nucleotides long. RefSeq lists its product as uncharacterized. Bases 1 to 795 code for a protein of 264 amino acids. The transcript is spliced from 3 exons. The record is from RefSeq and is a predicted model, not a curated record. Gene Ontology annotation, molecular function: protein binding. NCBI's taxonomy places the organism in Eukaryota, Fungi, Basidiomycota, Agaricomycetes, Polyporales, Fibroporiaceae.
AUGUCGACCAAUGCCGGGUUUGGCAGUUACGACCCAUCGCAGGUUCCGCCCAACUCUGAUCCUCUACACAGCAUCUUUGGGUCGCCAUCAUCAGGGACAAAUCCAGAGACAGAUGUACCGAAGCGCCAUAGAGAGUACUAUUUUGGGGACGGGAAUGUUAUUCUACUAGUAGAGAACACACUUUACAAACUGCAUCGCUCUAUACUUGAGCGUCACUCCACUGUAUUCCGGGAGAUGUGGUGUGUGCCUCCCCCGGAAAACUCGACGGAAGGGAAAGUAGAUGAGAAUCCCAUCGUCCUUGCCGGGGUCAACGGUGGGGAUUUUAUACGGCUGCUUUGGAUAUUAUAUCCAUCCGUUCUUGGUUCAUGGAGAGCGACGACGGCUGACGAGUGGUCAUCCAUACUAGACCAGGCUGACCGGUGGCAAAUCGAUAGUUUACGUUUCCACGCGGUCUCUCAGCUCAAAAUGCUUAUUAUGGAUCCAAUGCUCAAGAUCAGUAUUUGGAUGCGAUACAACCUAGACCCAAACGACCUUGUGUUCGCCUACGCUACCCUGAUCACCCGAGGUCAGUCUCUCUCGCUCGCGGAGGCGAAUAGCCUAGGGAUGGAGCUAUUUGUCAAGGUUGCUGCAGCGCGAGAGAAGAUCCACAAGGAAGGACUCAACAAUAUCCGCGGAGGGCAUAUUUGGGCCGGAGUCAAUCCCGCCUCUAUUCGUCCCAACAAGGAGUCGGAAGUGCUGGUGGUUGUGAAGGAAUACUUCGGUGUUCCAUGCUUCACCCUUCCGACGACAUUCUGA